CUCCUUUGCUCGGGCAUACCGCUCCUUGGAUGGAAGGUGAAGAAAGGCCGCAGCCGAAUAUCCGAUUGCGACCUUAUAUACCACCCGGAUCCCACCACCAAGUAACAGCAAUGUAAAGGUGAUGAGCCCCCAAGCCAAACCAGAUCUUCACCUGGCUUGGUAUCACAUCACACCCGCUGCACCCACACCAUCACACAGACCCAGACGCCGGAGCAACCAUCAUGAAACUCCUCACCCUCCUUAUCGCCGGCGCUGCUUUGCCGCUCACCUCUGCCGCUCCCGCGUCGACGGCCAUCGUCAAGGACGCCUCUGCCGAUAGGGAUGCCUCGGUGGCCGCCACCCUCGCCCAGAGCAGCAAAGACAUCUACCCAGCCAAGUGUCCGGAAAACGUCAACGGCUUCAACUACACCUACCCCUCGACACUAUGGUUCUACAACCUGACCUCGACCGUCCAGGGGUCGAGUGAGGUGCUCGAGAUGGCCUUCAUGGACCUUCUCCCUCCCAACUACAACCCUCGCAACGCGGAGCCGCAAACCAUCCUUCUCCUGCACGGCAAGAACUUUUGCGGUCCCACCUGGUACGCGGCCGCGACGCCCUUGCAAAAAGCCGGCUACCGCGUCAUCCUACCCGAGCAGCUGGGCUUCUGCAAGUCGACCAAGCCGACGCAGUACAGCUUCAACUUAACGUCCUUGGCAACCAACACACACAACCUGGUCAAGGCGCUCGGGAUCACCAAACCGCCAAUCGUCAUCGGCCACUCCCUCGGCGGCAUGCUCGCGUCGCGCUAUGCGCUGACGUACCCGGAGUUUACCAAGUCGUUGAUGCUGGUUAGCCCUAUCGGCUUGGAGGACUGGAAGCAGCUGGGCGUGCCUGACCGCUCGUUUGACCUGUUGACGGGGGAUGAGAAGUCGACGACGUAUGCCUCGCUGAGGGGGUACGAGCAGGCGACGUACUACCCGGGCGCCGAGUGGACCGAGGACUUUGACAAGUGGGUGGUGAUGCUGACCAAGGUGUAUGAGGGCGACCAGAAGGAGAAGUUCUGGGCGGAUCAGGCUCAUGUGGUGGAGAUGGUGCUGGGACAGCCGACCAUUCACGAGUACAACAAGAUCAAGCCCAAGACGUUGUUGGUGGUGGGCGAGAAGGAUAACACGGCUAUUGGCAAGGUGUGGUCGCCGCCCGAGGUGCAGGCAAAGCUCGGCCACUAUGCUGUCUUGGGACGCCAGGCACAGGCGGCGAUUCCUGAUGCUACCCUUGUGUCGUUCCCGUAUCUUGGACAUGCUCCUCAGAUUCAGGAACCCGAGAUGUUCAACCGCCUGCUGGCAAGCUGGGUGAAAACCGGCGGCCGCACCCUGGAAUCGCUCAAGCUGAAUGCCACCAUCAUUAGGUAGAGCAUGGAGUCCUAGAGAAGUAGGGUCAGUGGCAUUUGGAUUGUAUAUAUUCGAGUCAUCAACAUAGACACACUGUAGUAGUACUGUAAUGAAUGAUAAUGGUUUGGAAAUGGCA
Messenger RNA from Neurospora tetrasperma FGSC 2508, 1503 nucleotides. RefSeq lists its product as uncharacterized. Bases 222 to 1388 code for a protein of 388 amino acids. The transcript has a single exon. The record is from RefSeq and is a predicted model, not a curated record. Lineage: Eukaryota; Fungi; Ascomycota; Sordariomycetes; Sordariales; Sordariaceae.